AUUGUCAUUCUUGGAAGACAUCCUCGAUACUGAUUGUCAGGCGUCUCUCGAAAAACACUUGCAAAGACGCGUUGCUGUAGAAGCAAAAUUAAUCUGACAGAAGAAUCAGGCCAUUCGCGCAGACGUCAUCACUCGAAGCUUCAAAGUCGCGAAACAUUGGGACAAGACAAGGCCGAGGAAAGACAGCCAAACACAUAGAAGGCUGAAAGAUUGAUGAGACAGUCGGAAUUCAAGACGGUGCCAGAUGCAACCAAUGCUGUAGCAAUGCCUGGUCUGGUUCGCAAACUCUUCAUCUGCGCGGCCGCAGAUGGUCUGCUGUUGCAACCUCUCAGUCAACGAAAUCAACAGCCCUCGUCUCCUUCUGUAAAGAUCAGCUAUAACACGUACAACAUCACUCCUGAACUCCAACAAGAUAGCGAAGACUCGACCAGCGAGGGACUCGAAGCUCACGGUCUGCUCGGUCUCCUGAACCUCGCAUCUUCAUCGUACCUUGUCGCCAUCUCGAAGCGUGAGCAAAUUGCUCAGAUCCGCGGCAAGCCCAUAUACGUCAUUACCGAUGUCGCUCUUAUCCCUUUGGCCUCGCAGUCAGAAGCACAACAUGCUAUCCAGCAGGCGAAACUGGCUCUGAAGGGCAACAAGCCCGAGUCGGUCGACACUAGCGAUGAUGAGGAGGACUCAAACAGUACAACCGCAGACGACGAACACGACGACAAUGCUUCGGUCGGCUCUCCAGAUGAGCCGCUGCAUGUGCCAAAGGGCUCAAUCAACAAGGCCACUACUGUGGUUACCGAUGUCAUCAAGAACAAGGGGCAAUAUGGUCGCUUCGCUCAGCGUUGGUUCUCCAAGGGAGGUGGUUGGAAGUCAGACGGCAUCCGCAAGCAAGGCAUGAGCGCUAGCGAAGACGACUUGUCCCUGACCAACGAGCAGAAGAGACAAGCACAAGACUCUCUGCCCGCCGGCAAGAAAGACGAGGUCGAGAGCGCGCCUGUUGACACUCAAUCGCAAACACAUUCAGACGAUCAACAACCGACCACCGAAGCAGCGCCUAUCGCGUCGGGCGAGACGACCCUUACUAAUCUCAUUCCACGAAUUCUAAAGACCACGAAGUUGUACUUUACCUCACGAAGCUUUUACUUCUCUUACGAUUACGACAUUUCACGCAGCCUUUCACGACAGGAGUCGGCUUCUGCGUCUGUCCCUCUUUACAAGCGUUCCGAUCCUUUGUACUUUUGGAACCACAACUUGGCUGAGCCGCUUAUCGAAGCUGGUCAGCACAAUCUCGUGUUGCCUGUCAUUCAAGGCUUCAUCGGUCAGCGCGCCUUCACCGUCGAUGCACCCGAGAACGAAGAGAGCAAGAUUGUCGACUCGAAGCAGGAUGCCUCAGAAGUCGUCCAGGUCCAGGAAGAUGCUCAGAAAGAGAAUGCAAACACAACCGACGACAAGUCACAGGCCAAGGAGCUGCUGUUGACCUUGAUCUCGAGACGCUCCGUCAAACGUGCAGGACUACGCUACCUGCGUCGCGGCAUCGACGACGACGGCUAUGUCGCCAACAAUGUUGAGACUGAGCAGAUCCUUGCAACGCCAUCGUGGGACUCGAAAGACAAGGUCUUCUCGUUCCUGCAGAUUAGAGGAUCUAUACCCUUGUUCUUUUCGCAAAGCCCUUACAGCUUCAAGCCAAUCCCGAUUCAGUACGGCUCAGAAGCAACAAACCAAGCCGCGUUCAAGAAGCACUUCUCCAACAUGCUUGAGCGGUAUGGAGAGGUCCAGUGCGCAUCUUUGGUUGACAAGCAUGGCACAGAAUCGAAGAUUGGUGAGUCUUAUGAGAAGCAUGCGAACAGCCUAAAUUCCUCCGGAGGCGCUUCUGGCAAACAAGUUGGAUUCCAUUGGUUCGACUUCCACACUGUGUGCAAGGGUAUGAAGUUCGAAAACGUCUCGGUCUUGAUGGAUACAUUGAGGCCGACCAUGAAGUCUUUCGGCUGGACUGUCCAUCAAGACGGCAAAUUCAGUAGCACUCAGACUGGUGUUCUGAGGACGAACUGCAUGGACUGCUUAGAUCGAACCAAUGUCGUUCAGUCUGGCGCGGCUGGUCUCGCACUCCAAGACCAACUUGCCGAGAUGGGUUUGACUAUCAAUCUUCAAACCGAUCCAAAGACUUCCUGGUAUAACAACCUCUGGGCUGACAAUGGCGAUGCCAUUUCUCGCCAAUACGCAGGAACUGCCGCAUUGAAGGGAGAUUUUACCCGUACCCGCAAACGAAACUGGCAAGGCGCCUUGACAGACUUCAGCCUUACCUUGAACCGCUACUACAACAAUAUCUUCGGCGACUACUUCCUCCAAACCUGCGUCGAUUUCUGGCUCGGCAAUGCAGGACCUGUUGUAUUCGAGGAGUUUGAGACUGACAUGAUGAAUCAAGACUACGCUCUCGAUAUGGGUCGUAUUCGUCAAAGCGCCAUCGAGACCUGUGUGCGCAUUGUCCUCGAAGACUCGGCGGACAUGGUGUCUGGUUGGACACUGUCUUGUCCAGCCUCUGCAAAUACGCUCCGCGCUCUGCCUUUUGAAGAAUGCAUUGUGCUUCUUACAGACACUGCAUUAUACUUCUGCCGCUUUGACUGGGAUACAGAGAAAGUAGGCAGCUUUGAACGUGUGGAAUUGGUCGAUGUCGAAAGUGUCAACUAUGGCACUUACAUCACCAGUACCCUCGGACCUACUCACAUGGACGAGAAGAAGAACGUGGGCUUUGUGGUCAAGUACUCGAGUCAAACACCUGCUAUGGUUCGCACGAACACGCGCAGCUUAGCCAAUGAGAAAGAGGCACCUGCUGCUGAGAAAGACGGAAAGAAGACGGAUGUCAAAGCUGCUGAGAGUCGUCUUCUUGCUUUCAAAGCACUACCACCUAGAAAUUCGGCUUCCAAGGGCAAAAAUGCUGAGGGUGAGAUGACUGAAGUGGAGAUGGUGAGGCAUAUCUGUGAGGAGAUUGAAAGGCUGAGCAAUAAAGCUCUCGACAAGCAGACGCACAUUGCUGAAGGAGAGGAAGAGCAAGGUGUGAAGAAGUUACACGCCGAGCAGAAAGACGUCAUUUCUGUGGCUGAGGCUAAGAAGAGCACUGGUUAUCUUGAGUCGCUGGGGUACUCGUUGAAGAAACUUGUGUGGUCAUAGAAGUGGAAGAGGAUGGUUAGGGUAAGAAAGGAUACAAUGAGGGAGUGGUAAUAGUCGU
Aureobasidium subglaciale EXF-2481 is the source of this 3214-nucleotide messenger RNA. RefSeq lists its product as uncharacterized. The transcript is spliced from 4 exons. Gene Ontology annotation, biological process: phosphatidylinositol dephosphorylation. The record is from RefSeq and is a predicted model, not a curated record. Gene Ontology annotation, cellular component: endoplasmic reticulum. Gene Ontology annotation, molecular function: phosphatidylinositol-4-phosphate phosphatase activity. NCBI's taxonomy places the organism in Eukaryota, Fungi, Ascomycota, Dothideomycetes, Dothideales, Saccotheciaceae. The coding region runs from base 265 to 3156 and encodes 963 amino acids.